GAGAGAGAGAGAGAGAGAGAGAGUCACACAUUGAGUGAGACAGGGGAGACAGACUGAGUGUAGACUACGCCAGACUGAGCAGACGAAGCAUUUUUCAGGCUCACAUUUUGGAGUGCGUAAAACCACAGGAGUGCGUAGAAACACAGGAACCCGUGAUUGUGCGUUGGAUAAUAAGGAUUUUUCAAUCUCGUCGGAGUUGUCGACUUUAAUUCCGCGUGUUUAUAGAAACUACCUCUAUGAAUUCAGCAACCUUCAGUUUUCUGAAUGGACGCGCUGGGAAGCUUCUCCGGUGACAUGGAAAUGCGUGUUGCUGACCGUGUGGCCGGAUGCUGAGGACGCCUGACGCCGAUAAGUCAGAUCCAUCUUUCAUUUUGAGUUUUGGACUCUCACUUCCCAGCGGCUACAACAUGGAGGGUACGAGCUUUCAGCCCCAUCCCGGACUUCAACAAACUCUGAAGCAAUUUCACCUCAGCUCCAUGCGCUCUCUGGGUGGACCGGCGGCGUUCUCCGCUCGGUGGCACCAGGACUCGCUCUUCGGUAAAGAUGGAAAGUCCGCGGAGAUGGUGCUCUCGCUGCCGCCGCAGACACCUCCGGUGAUGUCUGGGCCACUUUUCAUCCCGUCCGACCGCUCCACGGAGAGGUGCGAGACGGUGUUGGAGCGAGAGCCCAUCUCCUGUUUCGUGGUCGGCGGCGAGAAGCGACUCUGCCUGCCGCAGAUCCUCAACAGCGUCCUGAGAGAUUUCUCCCUCCAGCAGAUCAACUCCGUGUGCGACGACCUGCACAUCUACUGCUCCAGGUGCACGGCGGACCAGCUGGAGAUCCUCAAAGUGGUCGGGAUCCUGCCCUUCUCGGCUCCGUCCUGCGGGCUGAUCACGCAGACGGAUGCUGAGCGCCUCUGCAACGCGCUCAUCUACGGCGGUACGUAUCCCCCUCACUGCAACAAGGAGUUCGGCUCCUUGGAGUUUGAGCGAAGCGAGAAAAGCUUCAAAGUCUACCACGAAUGUUUCGGCCGCUGUAAAGGCUUGUUCGUCCCGGAACUGUACACCGGCCCGAGUGCAGCCUGCGUCCAGUGCAUGGACUGCAGGCUCAUGUUCCCACCUCACAAGUUCGUGGUGCACAGUCACAAGAGACUCGAGAACCGGACAGUCCACUGGGGUUUCGAUUCCGCCAACUGGCGGGCCUAUGUGCUCUUAGACCCGGACUACAGCGCGGAGGAGAAGAGUCUUGUGGAGCAGCUGCUGAAAGAGUUAAAAGGAAAAUAUGAUGUGACGGGCAAGCUGUCCAGUAAAUCCUGCAGAUCUCCGAGCCCCGUCCCAGCCAAGAGGUCCAAAUUUGACAAAUAUCAGUCUUCAUCAUCUGAGAAAGAGAGGAAACCGGACUGGUUACAGUCUUUGUCAAAGUCUGCACACAAGGAUCUGAAACAAGUCCAGCUGAAACAGAGGCCCUCGGCUUUCCGUCCCUGGUCUCCCAAAGCUGCAGAGAAAGAGAACCCAGCUACCAAAAACGAGGUGGAGAGGUCCUACUCCAAGAACCAGGAGACUUUGACAGAACCUAAUCAGGCACUAGUUCCCCUAGUCCAUCCCAGGGAGACUCACGCACCUGGCCGGGGACCGACAGCCAUUUCCAGGCCACCACAGGAGCUGCAUAAUGCAGAGAUUCAGGCUUCUUCAGCAAAGCCGGCCCCUUCCACGACCAGCAACCAAAACGACAACGUGGACACGGACGGAGAGAUCGAUGUGGACGACUGCGAUGAUUGUCCAGUGCCACCCUCCUCCCUGGCGUCUCCUCCGUCAGUCUGCACCAGUGUCUCUCAGACUCUGACCCCUCAGACUUUUGCUCAAGCUCAGGAGGGACCCGUCUGGCUCUCGGGGCCCAUUUGCCCAGAGAUUGACACCCUGACACAGAUGCUGUAUGCAGGCCUGGACACCAAAGAAGCCCGGGAGAAACUGCUGCAGGAGAUCGUCAGGAUGAGAGUCAAGCAGGAGGAAAAGCUGGCAGCGGCUGUGCAAGCAAAACGCAGCCUUCAGCAGGAACUGGAGUUUGUCAGGGUGGCCAAGAAAGGGCGCCUUCGCGAGGCCAUCGAAGCGAAGCGCAACCUGCGGAAGGAGAUCGAACGCCUUCGUGUGGAUUGGGAGAGGAAGAUGAGGGAUGCGGAGGAGUCUUGUGAGCGGCUGAAGAGGGAGUUGGAGAGGGAGAGACAGCUCCGUGUUUGUGACAAAGGCUGUGAGGCCGAGCGCCUUCGGGUCAAGUAUUCUAAUCAGAUUGAGGAGCUGCAUGUGCAGCUUCAGCAAGCGGAAUCUGAUCGGGAGCAGCUGAGGCAGGAGCUCCAGCAGGAGAGAGAGGCCCGGCAGAGUCUGGAGAGCGUUGUUAAAGACUUGCAAAUCCAGCUGGCGCUUCAGGCGGACAGUAGCUCUCCCGGAGACUGCAAGGACGCGAACACAGAUAAACACAGACAGACCACACAGCUCGCCAACGGAUCCUAAAGUUGCACAUUCAGAACUGGAGAAAGGGACUCACGCGAAAGGAGUAACGAUAAAGGACUCGCACCUCCUGUUACGGAAAAGAGACUCGGCAAAACAGAGCAAAAAAAAAAAAAGAAAAAAGUCAUAUGAAUCAAUAUUAUUAUGACAAUAUAUGAAUUUAAUGAAAUGAACUGGAAAGAAAAGCAUGAUGUCUCAGCAUGUUGUAGAGCGGGAAACUAAGAAAGACUUCUUCAGCGAUGAACACAUCUUUGCAGUGAUGUCGGGGACACCCGACACUGUCCAAGGAUUUUAUUUUUGGUAUAAGCUAUUCUAAGAUGUGCAAAUAUAGCCACAUAACACUACUUGAAUAUGAAGGGAAGGAACAUGUUGCGCCUGGUGAAACAUGAGCAGAUGAUAAAACUCUCGGUGCCACAAAUGACUGGUACACUCAAAGGUGUCGUUGCAGACCACUGAAAAACAAGAGGCACCAGUUUACCACUAUUUACUUUUAAUAUCAGCUUGCUUUUUAUAACUGUGUAGAGGAUGUGCUUUUUAAGAGGUAUUGCUUGCGCAGCAGCACUGUUAUUCCACAGGCAAGAACAACGAAACAUCCAUAUUCAAACAUGUACGCGUGUAUACGAGCUUGUCUACCUUUUGUAUUUUAUAAACCCGAAGUAUUGGAGGUGGCGUGGGCCGCCUUCAGGUCCACCACUGUUUUAUGCUUUAGAUAUUUUAUGGAAGUGUUACUUUUUAAUAUUGUGAUACAACUUUGUUUCCAGCGCCUUUCGGCAACCAAAUCAUGUGAUAAAUACAAAGAAAUACAAAUGCCCUUCUAAAAGAAAAAAAACAAACAUCAAUAGCUACCUGUAGGUGAUUUGUCGGAACGCGGUACUUCUGAUUUUCUAUUGAGUAUUGUGAAAUAAUUUAUAUUCUAUUAUAAUAAUUUGCUGCCUAUUAACAGAAAGCAUUCAUUUUUAGCCACUGGUUUUAGGCUCUUAAAUCAACAAAUGCUGUUUAUACGAACAACAUUUUUACAUUAUAUGAAAAAUACGGAUAUAUUUUUUUACUUAAAGAAAAGGAAUUGCACUUUUUAAAGAAUAGAACCUUGCAUUGUGCAUCGUACUCCCUGUUACAUUUUCUUUCCUUUUUUUUUUUCAAAUCACAAGUUAACACGAACUUGGAAUUUAAACAAACUUUCCCUCGGUAACCUCUGAUGUACAUACGAUAAUAUUGUAAAUAAGAUAUUUGUUGGUAUGUUUGCUUGCUUCAGACUUAAACUGAUUAUGAAUAUAGUUUUUUGCUCUUACUUGAAACCAAAAAGAGACUAUAUUUGGAUUUGCAAAAAAAAAUAAAAUAAAAUAAUGCAUUUUUAUUGUAAUCCCUGAAUAUCAUUGCUAUCACAGGGGCAUUUACCAGAAUGGAUGGUAAACCAAAAAUAGUCACAGGACUUGACUUAUGAUGAGUGGUGUUUGUUGGUUUGACACGUGGAAAAAAAAAAAACAGAUUUUAAUUUCUGCCUUGACUUUUGUUUAUUUGAAAGAAUGUUUAUUAUUUGAUGAAUUAUAGAGUAUAUAUUACACCACAGACCAAAAACUAAAAGAAAAUGGAUUUGAACCUCUUUGCACCUCUGCCUCCCUCUUCUAUCUCCAGAUAGAGUAGACGCAACACCAUCUCGUGGGUUUCAACCUUAGGUGCUCUCUCGUACAUAUAUAUAGACAAGAAACACUUUUAUGUCUUAUCAUUAUGAUACCCUACACUCAGUAUUUGUUGGGUACAGUGUAAUAGCAAUAUCCAUUUUUGUUAGCUGAUGCUGUUGUAGUUUUGAUUCGGAAGUGGGGUCUCACUCGCCUCUUCUCUUUUCUCUUUUUUUUUUCCAGUGUUUUUGUUUUUCCUUUGGAAAACUUGUAUGAUACCCAUUAAAAUCUAUCAAUCAACCCGA
This is a messenger RNA of Solea senegalensis (Senegalese sole), 4401 nucleotides long. RefSeq names its product v-ski avian sarcoma viral oncogene homolog b (gene skib). The transcript is spliced from 7 exons. Gene Ontology annotation, biological process: negative regulation of BMP signaling pathway. The record is from RefSeq and is a predicted model, not a curated record. Gene Ontology annotation, cellular component: nucleus. Lineage: Eukaryota; Metazoa; Chordata; Actinopteri; Pleuronectiformes; Soleidae. Bases 327 to 2483 code for a protein of 718 amino acids. Gene Ontology annotation, molecular function: DNA-binding transcription factor activity, RNA polymerase II-specific; SMAD binding; RNA polymerase II cis-regulatory region sequence-specific DNA binding.